Molecule: messenger RNA, 1731 nt
Organism: Hypomesus transpacificus
Lineage: Eukaryota; Metazoa; Chordata; Actinopteri; Osmeriformes; Osmeridae
Product: neurabin-2-like
Exons: 2
Coding region: 220-1716 (498 amino acids)
Biological process (GO): actin filament organization; calcium-mediated signaling; neuron projection development
Cellular component (GO): postsynaptic density; actin cytoskeleton; dendrite
Molecular function (GO): actin filament binding
Source: RefSeq, a predicted model, not a curated record
GAGAGAGAGAGAGGGCAGUCGUCAAUGCGCUACGCUCGCAGGGGGAGUAAGGGAGCGAAAAAACGGAACGUGGACACAAUGGAUUGUCAAAUACACGAAUUAUAAAGGAGCAAGGAUUUAGGAAACACUGGGAAUAAGGAGACGAGGUAGUCCCGGCGGAGCUUCAGUAUGCUGUCAUUGCUCUCGGUCAGUCCCACUCCGAGGUGCGCUUGAUCAACCAUGAUGAAGACGGAAGCCCCGACCGCGGGGGGCAACAACGGCGGCGCCGGGGCGACCCUGCGGAGCCCGUCCCCCCACCGGAACGCGUACGAGGCCGGGCUGCAGGCACUGAAGCAAGCCACAGACGCCCUUAACAGCGCGGCCAACGGCGGCAACGGCAAGGACGGCAAGCCUCCGCCGCUGCCCCGGCCCCCGGGCCGCGGGCGUCGCUACGGCUCCAACGUGCACCGCAUCAAAAACAUGUUCAUGCAGAUGCAGUCGCCGGGCGACGACGACGACGACCCCUCGAAGGCGGGCGCCGAGCAGACCGUCAAGCUGUCGCUCCCCCGGGCCAGCAGCCUGAACGAGAACGUGGACCACAGCGCCCUGCUCAAACUGGGCGCCACCGUGUCGGAGCGCGUCAACCGCUUCGACCCCAAGGCCGGCGAGGGCGGGGCGGCGGGCCGCAGCUCGGCGGGCUACUCCAAGCUGCAGGAGACCCGGAAGAUCUUCGAGCAGCGCACGCUGCAGGAGAAGCAGGCGGCCACCAACCGCAUCCUCCUGAAGAAGGAGCGUGCGUCGGGCUUCCAGGAUGGCCGCUUGGACGUGGUGGUGCGCUUCAAUGGCAGCACCGAGGCCCUGGACCGGCUGGACGCGGUCGGGAGCGGCGGAGGGGAGGCAGUCAGCCCCACGGUGAGCCAGCUGAGCGCCGUGUUCGAGAAGGGCGACCUGAGGAACCACCUCCACCGGCCUUCCUCCACUUCGCCCCUGCCCCGUGGGGAGAGCCCCACUCCGGCCAAGCCCUCAGGCCUCGACUCCAACGACUCGGCCCAGAAAGUGCGCGUGCCUCCCCCCGGAGGUCAGGAAGAGGGGGGCCACCAGGCCUCAGACCAGGAGGGGUCCCCGCGGAGGAACAGGGCAGCCCCCCGACACGAAGACGGGACCUCUGGCGGCCCUCGACCCGGGGACAGAACCUCCACCGCCUCCUCCGGCGAUGCUGAGCGGGAGGCCGGAACUGAAGCCAGGGGCUCGAGUACGGGAAGCGACCCAGACAGGGAGUCCAAACCUGGGGAGCAGCGGGACUCGGCGGGCCCCGAGGCAGGGAGCCGGCUGGUCCAGGCUGAUGUCCACGCCUCCCGGGAGAACGGAGAGGGCGGAGACAGGGCAGCGGGGGAGGAGCCAGAGGCGGGGUCUGAGCUGGAGGGGCGGGACGAAGACGGCGGGGAGGAGGAGUCUCGGAAGGAGGAUUACUCGGAGGGAGACCUGGUGGACGUCAGUGCGUACAGCGGCAUCGGGGAAGACUCUGGAGGGAGCCAGCUGGACGAGGAUGAGGAGCAGGAAGAGGAAGCCUACGAGCCCGAGUCCAGCUCCUCCGAGAUGCCGGGACUUCCCCCGGAGGAGGAGCCUCCGCCAGCCAAUAGGAAGAUCUGCUUCAGCACUGGACCAAUCACGGUGAGUCAAGGUUACAUAGCACCUGAGGUUUUCCGCGAAAUAGAAGAGAAUUCCCGUUUGCUUUGAACAAGUUAUGUGAUG